AUGUUGGUUACCGGUGUCACUCAUGUCCAAAGGCGAAGAGCCCAAAGUCCGGAGCUGUCAAACAGUGUAUUGCAGUGUGUCUGCCGAACACAAAACGCAUCCUUCCAAUCUUUUUUCUUUGGAAUUGCUGGGUACUUGUCGCGGUCUGACAAAUCAACAGAAGCAGAAAUGCUUUCUCAGCCUGUUGUCUCUUUGGCGUUCGGUGCCGACCGAGACGCACCUUUUCGAAAAUUUGGCACUUCUUCCGACGUGCUGACCAUCAUUCCUUCUCUCUCAAUCCCUUUCCUCGACAUCGUCCAACCAACACAUCACCGUGUCGUCCUCCUCACGAAUAGCUCGCACAUUCGACGCCCGACCAACAUGUCAUCGUCAGCAAGGGCCAUGCUCGGCCGUCUCACUCAGUCGUUGCGUGCAUCGCCUUCUGCAGCCGGUACAUCAGCUCGGUCCUUCUCCUCCUCCUCUCGUGCCUCGCAAGCACCCGUCCCUCUACCCACAAAGCCUGCCUCGCAAUCACAGCCUUCCCUCGCACCGACACCGAAAACACAGCUCGAACAGAUCAGGCAGUAUCCCGCCCAUCCGCUGCUCCAGUUCUUCCGCACACGUCCCUACGAGAUCAGCGAAAAGGCGCUAGGUGGCACCGCAGCGUACGAGGAGGAGAGCAAGGAUUCCCUCUCCGCCUCCAAGUUCUACGUCCGACUACCGCAUGCAGUUUCGCAGGCGGAUCUCGGUAGGUCCGCCGACAGCAGAUCGUGGUUGGCCAGCGAACUGCGUCUCAAGAGUUCCAAGGAUCUGCACACCCUGUGGUACGUGCUGCUGAUGGAGAGGAACCGUCUUGCAACGGCGUGGGAGGAACUCAACCGAGUGGGUGCAAGACAGGCCGCGAGAAUGUGGUCGCAGAACUUGGGUAGGAAGAAUCACAGGGUGCGCAAAAGCAUGGCACGCAUCAAGUUUGUGCUUAACGAACGCAGGUUGGCCCUCAUCGAGGCUCAGAAGCAGGUGAGAGAAGCGGUACCUGCUACUGAAGCAGGUCUUACUGGAAGCCUUUUCGAGGAUGGAGAUGUGCAAGAGUCGGUUGAGUCAGCGAAGAGUGCAAGCUCUUCGAUCCAGCCACAAGCAUGA
Molecule: messenger RNA, 1119 nt
Organism: Pseudozyma hubeiensis SY62
Lineage: Eukaryota; Fungi; Basidiomycota; Ustilaginomycetes; Ustilaginales; Ustilaginaceae
Product: likely mitochondrial ribosomal protein
Exons: 1
Coding region: 1-1119 (372 amino acids)
Biological process (GO): mitochondrial translation
Cellular component (GO): mitochondrial ribosome; mitochondrial large ribosomal subunit
Molecular function (GO): structural constituent of ribosome
Source: RefSeq, a predicted model, not a curated record